AUGGAAACGAAGAAGAAGCGCUUGUUGACGCCGAUCAGUGGAGUUACCAGGCAGAAAGUGUUUCCAACAUGGCAGCGUCAAGUAGUGCAGAGGAAACGCAGUUGCGACACAUGAAGGAGGAAGAUGCAGAAAUGGAGGAUAGAGAGAUGGAUUCUGACCAAGAGGCAGAGGAGGGAAUGGGUGUCGAGGUUUCAGACAACGAAGAGGAUGAUUCAUCUGAAGAUGAGAAAGAAAAUGAAGCUGAAAUCCAGCGAUUAGAGGAGCAGUUGUCAAUCAAUGCUUUUGAUUACAAUUGCCAUGUGGAUCUCAUCAAACUUUUAAAGCAAGAGGGAGAAUUUUUUCGCCUUAGGAAGGCAAGGCAGAAGAUGAGUGAGCUUUUUCCACUAACUGAAGAGAUCUGGUUGGAUUGGCUGAAUGAUGAGAUCCGUCUCACUGAAGAAGAGCCAAACCGUGAGAAAGUGUAUGAACUUUUUGAGAGGGCUAUUAAAGACUAUAUCUGUCCAGAUAUCUGGCUUGAAUAUGCCCAGUAUACAAUUGGAGACAUGGGCUCACCAGGUGGAAUUGAUAAGGUGAGAGCCAUCUUUGAGAGAUCUGUGACAGCUGUGGGGCUGCACAUGACCAAGGGACAGACUUUGUGGGAGGCGUACAGAGAGUUUGAAAACGUCCUUCUAUCCACAGUCCAGCCUCUGCCUGGCAAAGUUCCCAGCCAUGAGGAGCAGGAGCUGCUGAACACACAGCUUGAGCGCAUCCACACACUGUUCCGCCGCCAGCUGGCCAUUCCUUUAAUGGACAUGGAGGGCUACCUAUGCAGAGUAUGAGAGUGGUCUGAACAUGGGGUGCCUGAGACAGUCUCACAUCAGUACAAAAAGGCUUUGCAGCAAAAGGAGAAGCGCAAAGCAUUUGAAGAGGCACUGUUGGCUGCUGAACCUCCAAAGCUGGCAGAAUAUCAGGCCUACAUUGACUAUGAGCUGAAGGAGGGUGACCCAGCACGUAUCCAGAUAACCUCUGAGAGAGCUCUGGCAGAGAACUGCCUCGUGCCAGAUAUGUGGGCAAAAUACACCACCUAUCUUGAUCGUCAGCUAAAGAUCAAAGACUUGGUUCUCUCCACUCACGAACGUGCUGUCAGAAACUGUCCAUGGACCAUGGGCCUGUGGAAGAGUUACCUGUUAGCCCUUGAGAGACACCAGACAGAUCAUCAGACUGUCUCUGAUAUUUUUGAAAAGGCAUUGAAUGCAGGUUUCAUUCAAGCCACAGAUUACGUGGAUAUCUGGCAGGCGUACCUUGAUUACCUGAGGAGACGUGUAGAUUUUACUAAAGAAUCAAGCAAAGAGUUAGAGGAGCUACGAGCAGCCUUCUCUCCUCUAGACUACAUGACAGAUGUUGAAGAAAGGUUUGGUGAAAGUGGAGAUCCUUCCUGUAUUAUAAUGCAGAUCUGGGCAAGGAUAGAGGCCCUCCACUGUAAGAACAUUCAGAAGGCCAGGGAACUGUGGGACAUCAUCAUGACAAAAGGGAAUGCCAAAUAUGCCAACAUGUGGCUGGAGUACUAUAACCUUGAAAGGUCUUAUGGAGAUGCUGUGCACUGUCGUAAGGCUCUGCACAGGGCUGUCCAGUGUACCUCAGACUAUCCAGAGCAUGUGUGUGAGGUCUUGCUCACUUUUGAGAGGGUACAAGGUACGCUGGAGGACUGGGAUGUGGCGGUGCAGAAGACAGAGACCCGGCUGAACAGGGUUAACGAGCAAAGGGCAAAGAUGGCUGAGAAGGAAGCCAACCUGGUCCGCCAAGAGGAGGAGAGAGCUGAGCAGCGGCGGAAGGCCAAGACAGAAAAGAAGGCUCUGAAGAAGGCACAGAAGGGAAAUCGUGUUGGGGAGAAGAGGAAAGCAGAGCAGGAGUACGAUCAGGAUGAGUGGAAUGAGGAGUCGUCAGAGCAUGCUUCUAAAAGGCACAGAGGAGGUGGUGACUCCGUUGCAGAGGAAGAUAUGGAGACCGAGACAGGACUGUUUGGGAGGAAAGUGCCCCCUGGCCAUAAGCCUGGACCACCUACCAUGAAAAAAGUCCAGCAAGAAACUGGCCAGCAGCAGAAAGACAACAAGCCUGAGCUCCGCAACGACAACUGCAGUGUAUUUGUCAGUAACCUGGCAUACACCAUGGAGGAGCCAGAGGCAAAGCUCAGGACACUGUUUGAGAACUGUGGUCCUAUCACACAGGUGCGUCCCGUCUUUGGCAGUAAGGGAGGCUUCAAAGGCUACUGCUAUGUGCAGUUUGAAUCCACGGUGUCAGUCCCCGAGGCACUGAAGCUGGACAGACAGGACGUGGAGGGCAGGCCCAUGUUUGUAUCACCUUGUGUGGACAAAAACAAAAACCCAGACUUCAAGGUGUUCAAAUACAACACGUCUAUGGAGAAGCACAAAAUCUUCAUCUCUGGGCUUCCAUUCACAUGCACGAAGGAGCAGCUAGAAGAGAUAUGCAAAAGUCACGGCACCAUUAAAGAAGUUCGUCUGGUCACUUACCGCUCAGGAAAACCCAAGGGUCUGGCAUAUGUCGAGUUCACAGAAGAAGCCCAGGCAUCUCAAGCAGUACUUAAAAUGGAUGGCAUGGUCAUUGAAGGCAAUAACAUUUCUGUUGCCAUAAGUAACCCCCCUCGCAAGAACAUGGAGAAACCUGGCUCCAGUCACUUCACCUCAGAUGUGAUGCCUCGCCAUGUCUAUGGCGCGAGAGGGCGAGGUCGGACUCAGCUCUCACUGCUUCCUCGUUCACUCCAUCGGCAAAGUGGGCUUGUAAGCAAUGUGGAGAACGGGACUGCAGCGAAGCAGAUACCAGCAGGUGGCAGCGGCAUCCCUAAUGAGGGUGGCGCUUCUGCAGAAUCGCAGUCAAAAUCUUUGUCAAACUCAGACUUUGCCAGAAUGCUUCUCAAUAAGUGAGGCUGCAGGCGAGGGAGUGAAGCCAUCCUGUGUCCUUACAAAUGUGUCGCAAGUUUUCCUGUAAUCGAUUGUGACUUCCCUUUAAUCCGGUUUUGUUGUCAUUCAUUCUGCGACAAUGCCUUAAUUCCCAAGGUCCUGCAAUCCCCCCACAAUUCUUUUGACCUGUGGAUUGGUUGUGUGUGAAUAUGAAUGUGGGCAGUUUUAUAAAAACUUGUAUUAUAUUCGUGUAAAUAUACUGUCUAAAACUGUAAACCUCAUCUUGUUGUCUGUAUGACUUUUUUCUUUUUUUAAUAUUCCAUCAGCAAAACUUGUGAAUGUUUAAAAAGGGUACAUGAAAAUGGUGAACAGAUGUGGUGUUAUAGUCUGUGUGUGUGUGUGUGUGUGUGUGUGUGUGUGUGUGUGUGUGUGUGUGUGUGUGUACAUAAAUUAGAACUACUACAGUGAUGAAAAGACCUCAAGAUAUUUGUAGGAAACUUCUGUGAUUUUGUUCUGCAGACUUGGGUAGGGCUUGAGUUGAUGUUUUUUUGUUUUUGUUUUUUUUGCAUAAAAAUACCUUUGUUCAUUUUUGGAAUUAUGAUUGAACAGGUCAGCAAGCAUUCUGCAAAAAAUAUGCUUGAGUGGCUGAUUCAUUGGGGCAUGCCAUGUCACUGCUAAUAGUUAACCAGAGAUUAAAUAAUAUUUUACAUUAAACAAACUGCCAUCUUAUGCUUUCUGCCUUCAUAGAUCGCUGGUCCAAAUGACAGAUUUAAAGUACUUUCAUCAUCAUCAAACUAUUUCAGACACAAGGUCCAUAGUAACACAAAAGAACAUACAAAAAAAAAAAAAACAAUAAAAAGACCAAUUU
This is a messenger RNA of Thalassophryne amazonica, 3762 nucleotides long. RefSeq names its product spliceosome associated factor 3, U4/U6 recycling protein (gene sart3). The record is from RefSeq and is a predicted model, not a curated record. NCBI's taxonomy places the organism in Eukaryota, Metazoa, Chordata, Actinopteri, Batrachoidiformes, Batrachoididae. Gene Ontology annotation, molecular function: protein binding; RNA binding. Gene Ontology annotation, biological process: RNA processing.